Archocentrus centrarchus (flier cichlid) is the source of this 3861-nucleotide messenger RNA. RefSeq names its product GEM interacting protein (gene gmip). The coding region runs from base 191 to 3271 and encodes 1026 amino acids. Gene Ontology annotation, biological process: activation of GTPase activity; negative regulation of GTPase activity; signal transduction. Gene Ontology annotation, cellular component: plasma membrane. The record is from RefSeq and is a predicted model, not a curated record. Gene Ontology annotation, molecular function: GTPase activator activity. The transcript is spliced from 21 exons. NCBI's taxonomy places the organism in Eukaryota, Metazoa, Chordata, Actinopteri, Cichliformes, Cichlidae.
UCAGUUUUAAGAACUUAGAUAUCAGCAACCUUGGAGCUCGACUUUAUGUCACUGUGUUUAAACUACAGCGCUGAUUUCCUACCAUUUCAAAUACGCUGUGUUUUACUGUGUACUGUAUAGUUUGGCCCUGAUUCCAAAUUAUGUUUGAGAGGUGUUGGUAGGGCCUGCCUGCUGUGGAAAUAGAGCAGAAAUGGAUGAAGAUUUAGUGGUAAACAAGGAUUCUACUCAAGGCACAGAUGUAAAUAAGGUGCAUCAUAAAUCUGAAACCAAGAGAUACAGUGAGAUCUUCCGAGAUUUUGAUAAUCUUGAUUUAUCCUUCCUCCCUUCUUCAGGGGAUGAUCUGCUGGCAGAGAUUGACUCCAAGCCCAUCUCAGCAGAAAGUGCAGAGACCACAGAGCAACAUGAUGUGACUAUAUGUGCUGAAUCCAAUGACGUGGAUGGAAACCAGACAGUCCAAGAAGCAGACUUGGCCCUCUGUCGCUGUGAUGAUGGAGUGGAGACAGCAUUGCAGUACGCCAAGUUGUGGUGCCGGUAUGCCAAAGACCUUCUUGCCUGGAUGGAGAAGAGAAUCAGCUUGGAACAAGAAUUUGCAAAAAAUGUAAUGAAGACAGCUGAAGGGGCAAAGAUCAGUGUACAACAGGAAAUGAUGCCAUUACAGUCCAUCUACACACAGGCUCUAGAGCAAGAGAUCAAAAAUGGACUGAAUGCCAGAAGGACCUGUGAUCUGCUGCAUAGUCGCUGUUACCAGGCCUUGGCUGCAAAGAGAAAUGAGAUUGAUCAGUGGCGCAGAGAAUUUAAAGAGCAGUGGGCAAAAGAACAAAAGAAGAUGAAUGAUGCAGUGACAGCUUACAAAAAGGCCAGGCACCAGUACUUCCAGCGCUGUGAUGAGCUAGAAAAGGCGAAAGCUGUCUCUGCUAAAGCUGCAGAUGAUAUAGUUGGAAGCAAAACACUAGAUAAGAGGAGGAAGUCUAAAGAUGAGGCCCAGAGUAAGGUGUUAGAGGCAGAGUUGGUGUACAAACAGAGUGUAACUGAGGCAAAGAUCCACCAAGAUGAGUUAGUGAAGGCCAAAGAGCGAAUCAUUUCACACAUUCGCAAGCUCAUCUUUCAGGGAGACACUGUGCUCAAGGAGGUCACAGUCAACAUGUUCUACUUCCAGCGCCAGCAGGCAGAGCCUGUUCCCCUUUGCUAUCACAACCUGGAAGAAACGUGCAGGGCCCAGGAGUCUGGCGUGCCCUAUCUCCAGUACAUUCUCAACAAGCCUCGCCAUGAGCAGGGUCUCCAAAAAUUUACCUUCCAGGAGUAUGUUCCUCAGGGUAAAGGCAACAAAAGAAAAACUGGCACUCUCAGCUCUCUAUCAGACUCACUCAUGACAGAUGAUAAGGAUAGACGAUCCAGUGAUUGCAGGAAAAUCGGGUAUAGUGACAGUGAGAGUAUCGGAGGCAGCUCGGAAUCCCUGUCCAGCCCUGCUAGGAGGCAGGGUAAAACCGCAUCCACUCUGACAGUGUCAUCGGACGACCUAGACGACCGGGAUGCAGUUUCAGAAUCAGAGUACACUGAUGGUCAGCCAGUCAAAGUGCGACAGAUUUCUCGAGCUGCACUGUCUCAUCGACUCAAGAAAAUGAAAAGUAAAAUGGUCAAAUGCAAGCAGUGUGAGAACUACAUUGUUGUCAGUGGGGUUGAAUGUGAAGAGUGCGGCCUGGCUUUGCACAGGAAGUGUAUGGAGGUGUGUCAGCUAGAAUGUGAGCACAAGAAGGGAUCUGUCUUUGGAGUAGACCUCUCUCUGCUGCCACGUGACAGGCCAGAUGAGGUGCCCUUUGUAGUGCUUCGCUGCACAUCUGAGAUUGAGAGCCGUGCUCUCUCUGUCCAGGGGGUGUAUCGUGUGAGUGGAUCCAAGCCUCGCAUUCAGAAGCUUUUCCACACCUUUGAAACACAAAAAGAGCAGGUGGACCUCUCAGACCUCUCACCACAUGAUAUUACCUCUGUCCUUAAGCACUUCUUUAAAGAGCUCCCCGAACCCUUAUUAACAUUUGACCUGUACAAUGAUUUCAUCACGGUGGGAAAAGCUAUUCAGCACCUGAAUGAUGGGGAUAUGUCACCAGAGCCUAAGGAGAUCAUGGACAUCAUUGACAACCUGCAAAGGCUACUAGAGAAACUUCCUCCAUAUUGCUACAGCACCUUGCAGCACACUUUGUCUCACCUUCAAAAAGUUUCAGAGAACUAUGAGAACAAGAUGUCUCCCAGUAAUUUGGGCAUUGUUUUUGGGCCAACGUUAUUGCGCCCUCUAGUGUCAACAGACAUGCCAAUGAUUGCCCUCUUGGAGACCAACUACCAGGCGGUGCUUGUUGAGUUCCUCAUCACAUACCACGACAAAAUUUUCGGCCUGCAACAGGGAUCCCAUACACCCCCUCCCCCACCCCCCACUGCGCCUCUGCCAGUCACCCCUCCCAGAGCUUCCUGCCCUUUGGAUGGGGUAGUUUAUCCAGACUCAGAACAUGAAACCUCCUCCAAAGAGCGGCCACGCUCGCUAGAAAGUCGAACAAUCAAGAGAGAGUCAAGCGAGGGUUAUAUAUCUGACAAGUCUUCGUCCAAUGAGGCAGUGGACCAGCUCAGCACUGAAGCCAAUGAGAGAGCAGUCCUGGCUAUGAGAGAGGUAUCAAGUGAUCCUCAGUAUGAGUCGGUAGGAGAAGCUACCUCCGAUUUAGGGGUCCAGCCAUACUACCGUUUCACCAGACAGCCUGUGAAGUAUCACCGACAUCAUAAUCCAGGAACCCGAGUCUGCAACCCAGGUCGUGUAGCCAGACAGGCUGCACCUCAAGUGAGGAGCCACACAGGAAGUGCAGACAGCAGCCGCAGCUCCUCUCCAGAGCCAGGGGCACAAAGACUCUCCCAGAACAUAGAUAUCCACUAUGAGAACACUCUCGAGCCACAGCAGGUCACCUUUGCCACAGAGAGUAAAAUGGAUGUCCCACCAAGCCCUCGUGAGGUUGUGCAGUACAUGCUGGGCCUGGACUCUAUGUUUACACCACAUUCAGCUGCAACAUCAUCGGGUACAACACAGCCAUCUGCUAAGGAGGUGACAGGAGGGUGUCAAACAGAUCACAAUAUUAAUCAGAGCAGUAAUAAACAGAGUACUGGACAGAGUCACAACCUGUGUCAGUCACCUAAGACAAUUCCUGUUGAGAAAAAUAUUACCUCACCAGCCCAGAAGAUCCUGUCUGGUCUAAAGCUGAGACGCAGCCACUCAGGGAAGGAUGAGCAGCUCUUUGUCUGAGGAAAGAUAAAAAUCUGCUGACGGUUCACUGAAAUGCAUUCACACACAGCAGAGGACUUUGUUAAUAACAACAGAUGCUUCUAUAAAUAUUACUGUUAUUAUGCCAUUAUUAUCAAUAGAAAAUGUUCACAUUUUAGGCUGGAACACAAAACUUAACUGUCUUUAGUAACAAAACCUACUGAACUAACAUUUGAAACACAGGGAAAAGUUCAGUCCUGAUGCCUGGUUGGAUUACCACUUAAUCUUCUUUAGAUUUUGAUCUUCUGAUAAUCCAGCAGUUCACUAGGCAGACCAAACACAAGAUGUUUAUUAUUUUUUAAUUAGUUCUUGUGUUUUGAAUGUAAUUAGCAGGUGAGUUAAGAGAUAUAAACUAACACCCAAGUAUAAAUGUUUUUUCCUGAACAAACUGCAAUGAAUAUUGUUGUAAGAUAAUUCUGUUUUAUAUUUGUUGUGCUUUUCAAAUAUUUUCAAAUGAAAAUUUUUGUGGUCCAUGAACAAAUACAUUAUUUUGCCAAAAUUAUUCACUCACCCAUCCAAAUCAUUGAAUUCAGGUGUUCCAGUCACUUCCUCAGUUUGAAAGAAUGGGUCGU